UGCUUCUUCUUUUUUUUGUUCACACAUACUUCAAAGUAACUUAUUUUUUCUAUUGUGUAAAUUUUGAAAAGAUAUUUUUAUAUAUACGCCUCCUUUUCAAAUACAUACAUUUUACUCCCUUUUAAUUUAUCAAGUUAACUUUUUUUUUCCCUGUAUAUAAAACCUUAUAUAAUAUACACAUUUGUGUUAAUGGUUACUCUAAUAGACUAAAAAAAAAAAAAAAAAUCGACUUGUGAGUGUAGGCAUAUUCUAUUUUUUGAGCCCUCUUUUUAUAUAUACAAAUAUAUCUUUAUACAUAUCAUUAUUGCAAUCAUUAAACUUUAUUUAUUUAUACGAAAAAUAAUAAAAAAAAAAAAAAAAUGCCAUCAACAACGAGAUUAAGUCAUCGACAUCAGUCUUCUAAUCUAUCUUUCUCUUCGGCAUCUUCAUCUUCAUCUUCUACUAGACCAGCAUUACCACAAAUUUUAUCUAAUUCUGCUACAAAUGCGGUUAACUUUACGAGAAGUGCUGCUCCUACAUCACGACGAGUACGAUCACAUUGGUUUACACAUUUUGUAUUGAACUGGCGUCGAAGUUCAAGAUCAUCUAAACUAUGGAUGGGAUUUUCCAUGACUUUUGUUAUUAUACAAAUUAUUACAAGUAUUAUUGUUCUUUUGAUCUCUUGGGAAAUGUAUUGUGAUAAACCUCUACGUGUCUUUGUUACUGUAUAUAUUCUUCGUCAAAUAUUAAUAACACCUAUUCAUAUUUAUCAACAUUUAGCACCUCGUCGCAGGCCGACAAGCUCAAUGAUUUCCCCUCGUUCUAGUGCUCGAACUGAACUGAGUGAAGCUUAUGCUCUUAAUGAACGAAAUAUUAUAAAUAAUGAUCGACCCGUAUCUUUUCCACCUCCAGUUAGGCCGACAAGUACAAAUCGGUAUCAUCAGGCAUUUGCUACGCCUCAUCAACAACUUCAUUUACCUUCUCAGUAUCCAACUUCUUCUUUAUCUUCUGCACAGAUUACGCAGGAAGAUAUCAUUAGAGCAUGGAUAGAUAGAGCUAAAUCAGCUCUAGAUUUAUUUGCAGUUUUAUGGUUUAUUAUUGGCAAUUACAUGUUAUUCUCUUCGACUACAUGUUCAGAUACAGCAAAACCUCUUUAUUAUCUAUCAUUAGGAUUAAUUGCAUACGGAUAUCUUAUUUUAUCAGUUCCUAUCUUCUUAUGCACCUCAGUUAUCUUUUGUUUACCAUGUGUAUUAGUGGGUAUGAGGUUACUUCAUGUUGAUGAUGGUGUCUAUAUGGGAGGCGCAACAAAUGAAGAAAUAGCAAUGAUACCCGUUUACCAAUUUAAAUCUACUAGUAAUAAUAAUACAUCUGAGACAGCUAAUCAAAUCAAACUGCUUUAUCCCAAUAAUAACUCAAAGUUAAAUGAUUCAACUACAGUAUAUACAACUGGAUCUACAUUAAAUGAAAAUGAUACUAUAAUUGAUCUUAAUGAUAUUAAACAAAAAGAAGAAGAAAAGAAGGGACAAAAAUCAAUACAAAAGAAGCUAGGACGAUUGGAUAAAUUAUGGCUUUACUUGGGCUUAAUAGACUCACCUCCUACUGAUAUAAACGAGGAAUAUGAAAUAUUAGAGAUUCCUGAUGUCCAAGAUCAAUUAUGUGUUAUUUGCUUAUCAAACUAUGAAGAUAAUGAUAUUUUAUGCAAAUUAUGGUAAACUUGGAAGAAAGUGUGGACAUCAUUUUCAUAAGG
Messenger RNA from Cokeromyces recurvatus, 1726 nucleotides. RefSeq lists its product as uncharacterized. The record is from RefSeq and is a predicted model, not a curated record. The coding region runs from base 360 to 1691 and encodes 443 amino acids. The transcript is spliced from 4 exons. Lineage: Eukaryota; Fungi; Mucoromycota; Mucoromycetes; Mucorales; Mucoraceae.